Molecule: messenger RNA, 433 nt
Organism: Protomyces lactucae-debilis
Lineage: Eukaryota; Fungi; Ascomycota; Taphrinomycetes; Taphrinales; Protomycetaceae
Exons: 2
Source: RefSeq, a predicted model, not a curated record
CAAUUGCAUAACCCCCCCAUACACACCCAGACAGACACGUCCUGCACUGCUCUGCCUGGGGACUAAGCCCUUCUUUCUUGGUGCGCGUGCUGUAAGAGGGCGCCGCAACUGCAUCUUACGCGACAGACAGGCAUCUCCCUGUACCGCUCGCAGACUCUUUGCAUACCUUCUCUUGGCUUCAUCAGGGUCGGCAGCCCCAUCUACGCUGCUUCGACAAGUGCGCCUUCCUUUGAAAUAGCUCUCAGUGAGUGUACAGCUCAGCAGUCUCAGCGUCAGUGCGACCUUCGUCAACAUAGCAACAUCAUGAACAGGCGCAAUUCACUACAAAGCUAUGCGUCGAGUGAGAAGACAAACAAGCGCCAAAGUAUAACGGCCAUGUACUCUGUUGUUGCAGCACAAGAGGACCAGGACGUGGAAGAUGAGCUGUCGCGAG